AUGACGAUCACGAGAGCAAUAUUACCGAUUUUCUUGGUGGCAGGAAUUGUCACGUUAGGAUCAACCAAUCAGGAUCUUCUGACGAAUUCUUUGAAUCAUUGCAUACCAGCGGAAUCUUGGUCGAGUUGUUUAAAACACGAGAUCCUUGAAUACCUCGACGAAAAGUUGGGAACUAUAACCGAGGCAAGGUCUCUCGAUACCAUAGACGAAGCCAUUGUAGCUAGGACUUUCAAAUAUUUCAAGAGUUUCGACUAUGGGAUGGAUUUACCCUUCGUGGAUGCCAGUUUGAAAUAUAGACCUAGCAGAAGUUUGGCGGAUCUUGAUAUAGAAUUUAAAGGGAACGACGUUGUUAACAAUCAAGCACGUGGAUUACUCAAGAAAAAAUUGUUAUUGCCAUUUUUGUUGUUAUUAAAAUUGAAACUAAAAGCACUUAUGCCAAUAUUCGUUGCUAUUAUUGGAUUGAAAGCAUUGAAGGCUUUAGUUCUAUCAAAACUCGCAAUAUUGUUGGUCAUUGGAUUCCUCGCUGUACAAUUUUUAAAGAAGGGUGGCAUGAUGAUGCCCAUGGGUAUGUCAAUGGAACCAGCUACUCCCGCAUACGGUGCUCCACCUAUGCCCUCGACCACGUCGAGUUACGAUCCGGCGAACACAUGGGAAGGAACUGGCCCUUAUUCCCGCGUUUGGACGCCGACCAAUGGUGUGGAGUCACAAAAUCUAGCAUACAGUUAUUACUCACCUAGCAGUGGUUCCAAUUCUUAUAGUUCUCUUGGUUCUUCCGGUUCAUCGUCUUCUGUUUCUUCUUCUUUGUCAUCUUCUUCAUCAUCGAAUGCUGCAAGCUCGUCGAAUUAUUAA
Polistes dominula (European paper wasp) is the source of this 849-nucleotide messenger RNA. It is a transcript of the gene Osi20, whose product is annotated as DUF1676 domain-containing protein Osi20. Gene Ontology annotation, cellular component: membrane. The record is from RefSeq and is a predicted model, not a curated record. Lineage: Eukaryota; Metazoa; Arthropoda; Insecta; Hymenoptera; Vespidae.